Eupeodes corollae is the source of this 430-nucleotide messenger RNA. RefSeq lists its product as uncharacterized. The record is from RefSeq and is a predicted model, not a curated record. Lineage: Eukaryota; Metazoa; Arthropoda; Insecta; Diptera; Syrphidae. The coding region runs from base 23 to 376 and encodes 117 amino acids. The transcript is spliced from 2 exons.
CAUUCUUAUUGUGAAUUCUGUUAUGCCAUUUAGUAAGUUUGUGCAGUUUUGUGAUAUAUGUACCUCAGAAAUAAAUAAAAAGAAUAUUCUACUUUUGUUUAUUGAAAUGGCUGAAACUGCUCCAAAAAAGUUCGAAUUUAAAUCUAGACACUUGAGUAUUCUUUUGGGAAUGGUAGCGUUAGCUUUUAUAGUUGCAACGGCUGUUUUGGCAGUUGAAAAAUCUGUUCUUGAAAAUAAUCUAAUUGAUUCACGGUAUAAACUUGAUAAAAUGGAAAGUCUAUUGGAAUCAACUUUAAGGCCAAUUAAUACACCAAAUACGCCAGAAGCUUCUAAGUUUGUUCAUCGAGUUUUCAACUUUAAAACACCUAUUGAAUAAUUAAAACUAAUUUACAUAAUGUUCCUCCAGUUAUUUGGUUUUGAAAUUAAUAAA